AACAGGGGGUUUACUUGGGCGCUCUCCGGUCGUCUCCGAGGAGCUGAUCAAAUCGAAGCCGAAAUCUGACAGCUUCUUCUUCUUCUUCUUCUCUCUCUCUCUCUCUCGCUUGCUCCCAAAAACCCAGACUUGAGGUUGAAAGCUGAGCUCGUGGGAGCUGAGGAAAGAUCUAGUUCAAUGGCGGGCGGGUACAGAGCGGACGAUGAUUACGAUUAUCUCUUCAAAGUCGUGCUCAUAGGCGACUCCGGCGUCGGCAAAUCGAACCUGCUCUCGAGGUUCACGAGGAACGAGUUCAGCUUGGAGUCCAAAUCCACAAUCGGGGUCGAAUUCGCCACCAGGAGCAUCCGCGUCGAUGAUAAGGUCGUCAAGGCUCAGAUUUGGGACACCGCCGGUCAAGAGAGAUACCGAGCAAUCACUAGUGCAUACUACCGAGGAGCAGUCGGUGCCUUGCUUGUCUAUGACGUGACCCGACAUGUCACAUUCGAGAAUGUUGAGAGAUGGUUGAAGGAGCUCCGUGAUCACACCGACUCCAAUAUCGUGAUAAUGCUUGUUGGAAACAAGGCUGAUCUCAGACACCUUCGUGCAGUCUCGACCGAGGACGCCACAGCCUUUGCUGAGAGAGAGAGCACCUUCUUCAUGGAAACCUCUGCUCUCGAAUCGAUGAAUGUUGAGAACGCGUUCACUGAAGUUCUCACCCAGAUAUACCGUGUCGUCAGUCGAAAAGCUCUCGAUGCAGCUGAUGAUGCCGCUGCAGUCCCCAAGGGACAGACCAUUAAUGUCGGAUCAAAGGAUGAUGUCUCAGCUGUGAAGAAAGCCAGUUGCUGUUCGGCUUGAGAGAUCCCAUCUCAUCUACAAAGAAGAAAAUUUCCACGGUUUUAUGUGGAAAUGAAAAUCCAGUGCUUUUUACAUCUGUUCAGGAUAAUCAUAAUCUUUCAUAGGUGGACUAUGUUUCAACUCUAGAUGGCAACUCGGCUGUUUUUUAGGAUUUUGGCCUCUGGUUUCGUUUCCAUGGUAUUUAAUUUGCGACUUCUGGCCUGUAUCAUUUCAUUGCUUUGCUGCACUAUUCUCUGUUGUAUUGGGUUGAUCCAAAUGAGGAAAUUAUGUCUCGGGACGAAUUCAGAAGCUUGUAUUUGAUUGAAUCCUUGAGGUCU
This is a messenger RNA of Punica granatum (pomegranate), 1151 nucleotides long. Lineage: Eukaryota; Viridiplantae; Streptophyta; Magnoliopsida; Myrtales; Lythraceae. The record is from RefSeq and is a predicted model, not a curated record.